CCCUUCCAGAUAUGGUUUGUGUCGUAUUGCCCUUAGAUUUUGCUAUUGAUAUCGCCAUUGGUGUCAUCAUUCCUAGUGGUGAAAUUUUAUCAUUGAUUUCAUCAUUGGUGUUGGCAUUGCAAAAGGUAGGCUUCGUCGUUGAUGUCUGCGCUGCUG
Racocetra persica is the source of this 156-nucleotide messenger RNA. The record is from the annotation of a GenBank genome assembly. NCBI's taxonomy places the organism in Eukaryota, Fungi, Glomeromycota, Glomeromycetes, Diversisporales, Gigasporaceae.